AUGGCUACUAAAUCACAAAAACUUCAAUCGUUCUCUCAAGACAAUGACAAGAUUUUAAUGCGGAUUAAGGAAUUAGAAGCAAAGUUUAAGUAAUUUGAUCAGCAAUCAGUACUGCCUGUUUUGAAAAAGACUCUAGCAGAUCAUGAGUCCUCUUACCAGGAUAUAAAUUUACUAAGAAAUAAUAAGCAUUUAUGUCCAGAGGAAAUACAACUAAAGAUGCAAAAUAAACUAGCGAUAUUGAUAAAUGAAAACAAGAAGAUAGACAAACAACUGUAGAUAAAUCAAACUGAACUAAGAAGGAAUAGAGAAAAAAUUGAAAGAGAUAAGAGGGCUCUGGAUGAUGUAAGGAAUUAAAAUGAACACAUGCGCAAAAAUCUUGAAUAGGAAAGGGAUUCGAAUCAAAGGUAUCAGCAAGAAAUUGAUAAGCUAGAGCAAUCAAUCAAUGAAAAAAAAUAAGGAUCAUAUAUGAUGUUUAAAAAGACCCUUGAAACACUGUAUAAUAGAUCUAAAGAAUAUGAAGUAAAAAUUUAAAUUAAUAUUUUUAGACUGAAUGCUAAAAGAAGGGAAGCCUAGCAAGAGGAGUCAAAGAUAUUAGUUAUUCAGGAGGAGAUUGAUAGCUAGCACUAAAUCUAUAAAGAAGUUCAUCAGAAAUAUAAAGAGUAAAUAGGACUUCAUUAGGACAACCUAACAGAUUAGAAAAAUUAUAAUAAAAGGAAAUUUGAAGAUAUGAGAUAAAAAGCUCGAGAGCUUAGUGAGCAUGAAGAGGACUUCAAACGUAGAUUUGUUUCAUAAUCAAGAUAAAACCAAAAGAAUAAAUAAAGAUCAGAACAAAUAGAAAAAGAAAUCAUGAGAACAAUGGAAAAGAAAAAUUAUCUUGAAAAGGAAAUUCAGGAGGUAAAUAAGUAAAAAGAAAACUAGAAACUCAUUAAAGAUAACCUACAUGAGGAGGUGACUUAGUUCAGAAAAGAAACUAACGAUAUGGAUGAUAGAAGAAAGAAUUUAUGCCUUAAUUUUCAGGAUCCCACUUUUACCAUUAUCAAAAAAUGA
Molecule: messenger RNA, 1047 nt
Organism: Stylonychia lemnae
Lineage: Eukaryota; Ciliophora; Spirotrichea; Sporadotrichida; Oxytrichidae
Source: the annotation of a GenBank genome assembly